AUGAGUUGUGCCAAUUCUGUUUUCUUUAUCUGUAAAGCUGUGGUUCGUGAACAACAAUUGCAAGAUCUUCUUGAAGCAAAAACUUUAGCUGUUAACCGAGCUGACCGUGUCAUUAGCCAGUAUCGUUCACGUAGAGCAGAAGUAGAAGCUGAGAACUGCAGCAUGAGGCAUAUGGUUCGUGAUUUUGAGAGAAGAACUGAAGACUACCAAGCAAGACUAAAAGAUAUGGAAAGUCUUCAGACAGACUACAAUCAACUGUUGAUUGAAAAACAAAAAUUGAUGGGGCUUGUUGAGGAACAUCAACAAUUAAAAGAAAAUUAUGCAGAACAAUGCCAAAAAACUGAAAACCUGGAGCACAUGUUGAAUAGUCUCAAAGAAGAACAUGCCUCGUUAGUAGAAAUGCAUGAAAUUUUGCGCCGGCAUCAUGAGUCUCUCAAACAGCAAAAUGAAAUUGCAUUAGAGAAACAAGCAAAACUGUCAAGAUCACUUAAAGAAUCUGAAUCUCAAGUAAAAGUUUUGAAGAAGUUAAGUUGUGAACAGGAAGAACAACUUCAUAAAAUCUCAAAGGAAAGAGAUGAACUGGAAGAAGCCAUUGAUAAAGUGAGAGGAAAUUUGUCUAAAACUGAAGCUGACAAAAAAGAAUUAUACCAACAGAUUUCAUCUCUAGAACUCUCUCUCUCUCUCUCUCUCUCUCUCUCUCUCUCUCUCUGUCACAUUUCCUCCCCUACCCAUCUGUCAUUUACUAUCAACAACACCUCACGCCUCUUCAACCACCACCAAACCAGCAAGGCCAUGACUAUCAUUAGUAUAAUUCCCACAAUGGUCGGCCAGGUUAUAGCAACCAAAUUCUCUCCCCAGCCCAAAUUCGGUGUACCUAUCCUAUCUAACUCCAACUUCCUGAGCUAA
Messenger RNA from Acanthosepion pharaonis, 906 nucleotides. NCBI's taxonomy places the organism in Eukaryota, Metazoa, Mollusca, Cephalopoda, Sepiida, Sepiidae. The record is from the annotation of a GenBank genome assembly.